This is a messenger RNA of Coccomyxa subellipsoidea C-169, 3171 nucleotides long. RefSeq lists its product as hypothetical. Bases 1 to 3171 code for a protein of 1056 amino acids. The record is from RefSeq and is a predicted model, not a curated record. Lineage: Eukaryota; Viridiplantae; Chlorophyta; Trebouxiophyceae; Coccomyxaceae. The transcript has 20 exons.
AUGACUGAACAAGAAGAGGCCACCAGCAAUGACGCCGUAGAAGAACUUCAGAAGGAUGAGCUAAACGAUCUAAUUGUGUCACCUGUGGGAGACACUGCGGCUGAAAAUGCAAGCGAGGAUACCACAGGGGCUGAAGAGCAUCAGGACGCCACUCCACCAGCUUCUUCGCCUUCUUCACCCGCCUCGCCUCCAAAGGAAGCCAGGGUAGCGACUUACCGAUACACAAGGGAGGAAUUGGUGACAAUUGGCGCAGAUCCUGCGUUGGGGCGACCACCCCAGGUUCUGGAAGCAUCUGAAAUCUACAGGGAGCUGCAGGAGUCGCUGUUCUACGACAAGGCAGCGGCUGUGGAUGAGGAUGCGGGGGAGAUCCGGCUGCGCCCUGGGGGUGGACGCCUGCCGGGCGCUGACCGCCUCCCGGCCGCGUCGGCCGCCAAGGCCAUUCCGACGGGGCCGCCCGGCGUGGCGCAGCCACCGCCGCGCGACGGGGGUCCGUCCAGCUGGAAGGACGACAGCUGGCGAUCGCCGUUCAAGGGCUCACCCUCACCGCCAAUCAGGAGCAGGCUGGUGGAUGAUGCCCCGGCGAUCAGUCCUCCCUCUGGCCUGCCUGGUCCCCCGGGCCUGAACGUGUGCAGGCCCCCCAUGGAGGGUCCCCCCGGCCCAGAUUGGCAGCCGCGGGACCAGUGGCGCCGUGGGGGGCCUCAGCAGGAGUGGCGGGGCGGGUUUGAGGAAGAGGAACCUGCCAGCCCGCGCCGUCGCGACACCCGUCCCUCCCAGGCAAACAACCUGGCAGACUUGGACAGGUGGGGCACCAAACCGCCAUCACGCAACGAGGAGGCUUGGCGCGCUGCAGGCGGUCCGGGCCGGACAGGGCCGCGGGCAGCCGAGUGGGCAGCCGGCGGCCGCCGCGUGGGGCCCGUCCCCCCAGCAGCAGCAGCCGCCGCAGGCCCCCCUGCCGGCCGGGGGGCUCCUCCCCCGGGCUUUGAUGCCCCUCCUGGCCUGCCACCCACCAAGCUGGCUCCAAAGGAAGUCCGGCCCGCGCCAGAUGCGCUGCGCAACGGUAAGCCGGUGCCGGCCGCGGCUGACGCGAAGCCACGUGGCCUGGAGGGUGACUGGCGCGCCGCCAAGGAGAAGGGCGAGGGCACGCGCGAUGACCCCAGGCGCAUGCAGGAUGGCCCACGCAAUGAUGGCCGUCCAGAGUGGAUGUUGGGUGAAGAGCCGUCGGAGCGUAUGUCCAAGGCAGAGCGCCAGCGACUGGACUUUGAGGCAGAGCGUCUGCGCUGGCAGGAGGAGCGCAAAAAGGGGGGCCAGACGGCCCACAAGACUGCCAAUGCGGCAAUGGAGGAAGUCCUGGAUGAUGAGGAGCUGGAGCAGAUGCGCAAGGAGGAGCUGGACGCCGAGCAAGCAGAAGCACACCGCGCCCAGGCUCAUCGGGAGUCUGAAGAUCGGUCUUCGCAUCUGGCCCGGCCGGAGACGCCGCCAAAGACCGGAUCUGGGCAGACGGCGCACAGCACGCCCGUGCAGCCGCCGCCAGGCUUCUCGCCAAACCACCUGUUUGGUGAUGCGGAUGAGGACCCCAUGGACUUUGCCGCAAACCUGUCCUUCCUCGACGACACUGAGCAGGAUGCACAGCCCAAAGCCAAUGUUGGCGCGGCCUCCCGUUUUGCGCGCUUCUUUGCCUUGGAGCAGUCUCCUGGCGCCUCUGCUGAGAAACCUCCUGCAGAUCAGGGCCCCCGCGCAAGCACUGCAAUUGCUCAGUCGCUGUUCCAGGAAGGCAGUUCUGCUCCUGCACCUGCGUCACAGGCCGGCGCACAGGCGCUGCUGCAGCGCCUGCAUUCCGGAGGCCCACAGGCGCCUUCUCUAAUGCACUAUGCUGCCCAGCAGCAGGCGCAGCAGCCCCAACAGCAGCUGAUGCCGGGCCAGAACCAGUCCUUCACCUUUGAGCAACUAGCACAGGCAGCCAACAAUAACGCUGCGCAAAAGGUGCUGCCAAGGGGAGCUGCAAAGACGCUGGAGGACAUUGAGGGGCUCAGAAGCUUCCCGGCAAUGAGCGGCAAUCCAGCAUUUGCUCAGCAGCAGCAGCAGCAGCAGCAGCAGCAGCAGCUGCCCCCCAUCGGCGGCCCCAUCCCCGCUAACAACCCGGGCAACACCCUCCUGUCCCUGCUGCAGGCCAAUGCGCGCAGCACCCCAAUCCCACAGGGCAUGGCUCAGAUCGGCGCGGCUGGCUUUGCUGGCGGCCAGCAUGGCAUGGUGCACAAGCCAUCGGAGGCCCUGUCUCAGCCGGCGCUCGACCCUCUACUCGCUGCCUUCAGCGCCCAGAUGGGGGUCGGCCAGGCGGCUGCUCGGCAGAACAUGGCGCAGGGCAUGGCCGGAGGGAACCCCUUGGUGCAGGGCCUCGGCCAGUAUGGGCGUCAGGACACUGCCCAGCAGGGCACCAUUGCCUCGCUGCUAGCAGCCCCUGGCGGCUUUCCCCAGAACCAAGGUGCCAACGCCAAUUUUGGCAACCGUAUGCUGCCGCAGCACCUGCUCCAGCAGCAGCAGGGGCGGCCGGGCGGAGGUACGCCGACGCCCGGAGGUCUGAGCGCCGCCGCGCUGCAGCAGGGCUAUGGCGGCCUGCAACAGGCGCAGCUGCAGCAGGCCGGCGCCCUUAACCUCGCCCAGUUCAACGGUGCCCAGCAACAGGCACAGCCGGGCAUGAACGAGCACCAGCACCACAUCAUCCAGCUGCUACAGCAGCAAAGGAUGCGCGAUAUGAUUGCGGCCGCUGCCGGUGGCAACAGUCAGGCGGAAUUCCUGCAGCGUCAGCAACAGGCUGCACAGCUGCAGCAGCUGCAACAGGCCGCGCAGCUGCAGCAGCAGCAGCAGCAGCACCUACAGCACCUGCGCAACCAGCAGGGUCAGGGCGUGAACCUCAACCAGACGAUGCAGCUGCAGAUGCAGCUGGCCCGCAUCCAGCAGCAGCAGCAGCUGGCGGCUCGCCAGCAGCAGGCGGCCGCUCUCGCACAGCAGCAGCACGCGCAGCAGGCACCCUACAAUGGCGUCGGCAACGGUCUCGAACGUUUUUUCAACACCGCCGCCAACCCUGGCAUGCAGCGCAUGCCCAGCAUGCCAAAUCAGAUCGGACAGCGACCCACGCUAGAGGAGCUGGAGCGUCAGAUGGCAGCUCGCAGAUGA